Messenger RNA from Arvicanthis niloticus (Nile rat), 714 nucleotides. NCBI's taxonomy places the organism in Eukaryota, Metazoa, Chordata, Mammalia, Rodentia, Muridae. The record is from RefSeq and is a predicted model, not a curated record.
AUGUCUGGAGAGGGGUUUUACUGGUCAGGAAAAAAAUGUCGUAAUCCUGGAGAACUGCAAAAUGGUCGCAUCACAGUAUCAACUGACAUUACAUUUGGUUCAGAAAUAAACUUCUCAUGUGACGAAGGGUACAGGCUAGUUGGUGUAAGCUCCACUUUCUGUGUUCUUUCGAGAGGAAGAAAUCCAGACAAUCCUACUGUUGACUGGGAGGAUGCAUUUCCAGAAUGCAUAGAUAUUCUUUGUGAAGACCCACCAAAAAUCAAGAAUGGAAGAAUUAAUUGGAAACGUGAGUUGUAUAAAUUCAGUGACUCGGUCUCCUAUUCAUGUGAUAAAGGCUUCAUUCUGGUUGGAAAUACUAGCAUUUUUUGUACUGUGAAGUCUGAAUAUGGAGAGUGGAGUGAUCCGCCACCUGAGUGUAUAGAGAAAUCCAAGAUCACAACUAAGAAACCAACAGUUAAUGUUCCAAGAAUCCUCUCAACGCCUCAGAAUCCUACUAUAGUUAUAGUUCCAAGUACAGGAAUCUCACCAACACCUCAGGAAUCCACUAUAGUUAAUGUUCCAAGCACAAGAAUCCCACCAACCCCUCAGAACCUCACUACAGUUUUAGUUCCAGGUACAGGAGUUCCACCAAAACCUCAUAAAUCUACCAAAGCCAAUAUCCCAUCUACAGCAGCCCCACCAACACCUCAGAAAGCCAACACAGCAACUGUCUGA